CUCACUCCUUAAACGGGAUUCCGGCUGGGCGAGCUGCGGGACGGCAUCACCGGGCAUCCCGCGGCUGCGGAGCCCCGGCUGGGUCUGUCAGGUCCCCGCUGUCCCUCCCCGCACACACACGCUCAGCCCGACCCGGAAAGCAGGAAAAAAAUCAUUUACAAGGUUUCCCCCCUUUUCCUUAGCUCCUUGCCCGUGGCUCCCGAGUGGAAAAAGUCGUCCCUGGAACGAAUCGGGGGUGUGUGUGGGAGUUUGGUAAAAAGCCGGUGGCGGAGAGUCGCUCGGUGGGGAGAGCCCCUGAGGCAGCGCACAGCCCCCACCCGCCCCGGGGGGGGAUGAGUUAGAGGCCGGCGGCGGAGCGCCCGGCCGGGCGCCGUGGCCGCGGAGGGCAUGAGGCGGCGAGCGGCGGGGAUGGGCGCCAGCGCACGGUGCUAGAGCCCCGGCGGCAGCCAAGGUCUGAGUGGACGAUAGCCUAUACGAUACGGAGGGAUCUAGUUUUCAAAAUGGAAUUGCAGCUCGCGCUCCUUUUGGCAGGGAUAAUCGCCUUUUCGGACUCGGCGAGAGGGCCCCCAAGGAUUGCUGAUAAAGUGAUUCACCGCCAGUCCGUGCGCCUUGGCAGGACCAUCAAGCUCCUAUGCCCAGUGGAGGGUGACCCCCCACCUCUCACCAUGUGGAUGAAGGACGGACGGACCAUCCACAGCGGCUGGACGAGGUUCCGGAUCCUUCAACAAGGGUUGAAAAUCAAGGAGGUGGAAAGCGAAGAUGCGGGAACCUACAUUUGCAAAGCCACCAAUGGCUUUGGGAGCACCAAUGUGAACUACACCCUCAUCGUGAUUGAUGAUGCCAGCUCAGGAAAGGAUAGCCAGGUGCCUGAAGGCUCCAAUGGAGAAUAUGAAGAUCAUUCUGGGAAGCAAUGGGCCCGGCCCAGGUUCACGCAGCCUGCCAAGAUGAGACGGAGAGUGAUCGCCCGUCCUGUCGGCAGCUCCAUCCGCCUGAAGUGCGUGGCCAGUGGGAACCCACGGCCUGACAUCACGUGGCUGAAGGACAACAAGCCCCUCACACCCCAAGAGAUUGGGGAGAACAAGAAGAAGAAGUGGACAUUGAACUUGAAGAACCUGAAGCCAGAGGACAGUGGGAAAUACACCUGCCGAGUGUUUAACAAAGUUGGAGAAAUCAAUGCCACAUACAAAGUUGAAGUAAUCCAGAGGACGAGGUCCAAGCCCAUCCUGACAGGGACUCACCCCGUCAACACGACGGUGGACUAUGGUGGGACCACUUCCUUCCAGUGCAAAGUCCGCAGCGAUGUCAAACCUGUCAUCCAGUGGCUGAAGAGGGUGGAGUAUGGCACAGAGAGCAAGUACAACUCAACCAUCGACGUGGGGGGACAGAAGUUUGUUGUGCUGCCCACAGGGGAGGUCUGGUCCCGCCCUGAUGGUUCCUACCUGAACAAACUGAUGAUUACCCGAGCCAAGGAAGAGGAUGCAGGGAUGUACAUUUGCCUGGGGGCAAACACCAUGGGCUACAGCUUCCGCAGCGCUUUUCUCACAGUCCUGCCAGAUCCCAAACCUCCGAGUGCACCUGUGCCCCCUUCCUCGGCCAGCAGCCUGCCCUGGCCCGUGAUCAUCGGCAUCCCUGCCGGAGCUGUCUUCAUCUUUGGGACAAUACUACUGUGGCUUUGCCAGACCAAGAAGAAGCCCUGCUCCCCUCCAGCUGCUCCCCCUGUGCACCGGCCGCAGCCCCGGGACAGGAUCUGCGUCUCCCAGGUCCCCGACAAAGACUGCAUCUCCUCCAUAAACUAUGAGGAAUAUGUCGCCCAACAGCAGCAUUUACUGUCCCAAGGGCCUGCACUCGCCCCAGCCAUGGCAUCCAAAAUGUACCCAAAGAUUUACACGGACAUCCACACCCACACCCACUCGCACGUGGAAGGCAAAGUCCAUCAGCACCAGCACAUUCAGUACCAGUGCUAAGCGGACGGCCGUGUACAGUAGCUCAUUUGGGCUUUUCCCCGUGGUACCUCAGAAGAGACUGCUCCAAGUCAGCUCACACUGCCAGCAACAGGCAAAGCAGACAGAAAAUAUUAUAUAUAUAUAAUUUUAAAUAUAUAUAUAUACAUAUAUAUAGAAUUGUAUAUGCGUGUGUAUGUGUGUAUAUAUAUAUGUGUAUAUAUCUAUAUCGAUCUAUAUAAAUAUAUAUAUAAUAGAGAAAGACAGAGAGAGAAAACAGAUUUUUGUUUUAAUUAUUGCAAUGAGGAUGUAGCCAAGGAAUAAUGAAGGAACUCCAAAUCUCAGCAGAGAGGCAGCCAUCUCCAACAGAGAAGCCUUCCCAGAUUCUUUAAUGGAGGUGAGACAGGACACAGGGAUGUGAACCACAGCCUCCUUCCUUGUGUUGCUAAACAGAGCAAGAGGUGAGCAUGGUCCUUUUCUGGGUGAGCACUGCUGUUCCUGUGCUUGCUGCACAUCACUUGUUUUGAUGAGAAGCCCCCUGACCUGUCCUGCUCUGAGUAACUCGAGCUCUAAAGUACCUGAAGUUUAGUGCCACGGCACUAGGAGACAUAACCAAUCCACCUCUUCCAGGGGAAAAAUACAUCACAAAAGGGGCUGGGAAAACUAAUUUCCAUUCACAACGUGAAGUGCUGAAUGCUUCUCAGUCACGAUCAUUUGAUCUGAAGCAUUGACUAAGCUGGUUGGUUUGAUUUCUGCAAGUUGAAGGCAUCACGUUUCCCAGGGGGUCUUCUGCAGAUCCAACUGCAAGUGCUCCGCUCCCCCUGUCCAAGGACUCAGUGACACUGCCAGGAAAAAAGGAAAGAAGGAAAGAGGAACAUUGUACAGAACACCUUUAUAUUUAUAUUUAAGAAAUAAUAAUAAUUAAUAAUAAUAAUAAUUGAACUGCUGAUGGUGAAGAAAGCAAAGCACGCUGCCCUUCUCUGAUGGCUCACAGUGACAAGCUACUGGAUUUUCUACAUCAAUGCAAAACACACGAAAACAUUAGAAAGGAAAGAGUAAGAAAUGAAGUGAAUGAAAUAAUAAUCUUGUAGGAAAAAAAGCAUUUGAGAAAUGUUCACCUAAGUUGUGUGUGAUUGCCCCCUCCCCUCAGAUAACGUUUUGGAAGUGAUACAGUUUCCUUGCAGUUCAAACAACAGUGAAAACACAAAGAAGAGAAAAUAAGUAAGGACCAUGUUAUAUACCUAUAUGGACUGGAAAUGAAUCCAAUUGCAAAUAUAAAAACCUUUGUAAUUCUAUAUAGAGUUUAAACAGAAGUCAUGUAUAUUUAAUUUAUUUUGUUAAACAAGAAAAAAGUGUAUGAUAUUUUCCUCGAAACAGGCGUUUCUAUACGUAUUUUUGAUCAAAGAAAAUAAAGAUUUCUUUUUUUUUCAGGUUCUGUAGCUCCAUGCUCAGCAUAUGCUCAAAUGUAGCAUUUGACCAACUGUACCUCUCCUAACCUCGAGGUAUCUUUCUCUAUGCCUUUUUAUACUCACCACAUGUAAUCUCCUAACAUCAUCUCAGGUCCUGCUGGUGCCAUCCUUUCCAUCAGAAGCUGACCUUUCCCACUGCUUAUAUUCUGGCUGUGAGGGUCUGAAGUGCCCAGAUCCCUUCUCUUGCUCCCCUUCUUACCUUGAGCAGCAAAGUUCUCUACUCACAGGGAAAUCUAUUUCACUAUGCAUUUUUGGUGGGUGGAGAGAAUGAGAUUACAGAUGAUUUUUAAGCACAAAACUGCAGUGGGUUUUCUUUUUAAAAGAAAACUUUGUAAAUCAAAUCACAAUAAUUUGUGAGCCUCAGCAUGCUGGGGAGGGCAAAAUAUGAAAUGUAGGUGUAUAUGUAAUUUGUAAAUACAGCUUCUGAGGGAGACAGUGGAUGGUGAGUUGGGUGCAGCAAGGAGAACACAUGGGGCUCACACCUUCAUUUGACUGCGUGCUACAGAGGGACACCCAACCCUUCAGUGGCCAAAAUGUUCAUUAGAGGAGGCAGGGUCAACAAUGCUGCAACUGUUUGCUGUUCACUUGAGUUUCACUGAAAAGUUUGCUGGCAAAAAAAUCCUGAAAAUUUGAAACAUGCCAAUAAGUUGGAAGUUCCUUCUCAAGUCCAUUCUGCAAAAGAGGUCUUCAACAAACCAGCUGCUCCAUUUAAAAGUGAAACACUUGAUUUAACCUGAAACAAAACAGUGCUUUAGGCUUUGCUUUUCUCUGAAUGCUUCUGAAGUUAUUUGCUCUGAGUUGACCUGCAGUGGGUUUUUCUGCUGGCUUGUUUGAAUCACCAGCAAAUCAAACAAUUCCCUGUUUACUCAGCCAUAGCGCUGUGAGAUGGGGCCCCAAGUCAUUGAAGUACAUCGGCUCCUGCUUUCCCUUACCCAUGUAAGCUGCUGCAAGGAGCCCCUUUUUUGCCUUAGCCACCUGAAUCAGUGACUCAGUUCCUGCCUCCUGUGCUGAUGCUGCCAUCCAGCAGCUCUGAGGACUGUGAGGGUGAGGGAGCAGUUGCACAGGCUGCCCAGGAAGGGUGUGGAGUCUCCUUCCUUGGAGGUCUUCAAGACCCACCUGGACACAUUCCUAUGUGACCUGAUCUAGGUUGACCUGCUUCUGCAGGGGGGUCAGACUAGAUGAUCUCUAAAGGUCCCUUCCAACCCUACCAUUCUAUGAUUCUAUGAAGAGGAGGAGGAGGAGAAAGUAGAAGAGGGUCCCUUCCUACUCACAUGGAGUUUACCACCUGGCACUGUUGCAAUACAGCACUGCAAAGCAUGCUCUGAUGCUUUCCUGUAUGCUGUAACAGGAAAUCCAUGUUAUCACCACAUAAAGACCAUCCCCUCACGAUGGUGUUUCUAUAGAGAUUAUAUAAAGCAACCCAUUGCUAAUGAUUACUUUUUUUUUUCAGCAGAGGGGUUGUGUUACACUUUGUUAAGACAAAUUUAAGUCCAUAAAAGUCCAUAAAAGCUAAAUUCAGGAGGUGUCUGUUUAGAUAUAAGGCAUGAUUUAAGCUGGAAUUCUUAAUGGUUGUUGUUUACUGAGUCAUUUCAUUAGAAAAAAUCCCCAGCCAACUAAAAAGCCUUUAUACAUUAAAUGCACCACUUUUAUUUUAAGAAGGCAUUAGGUGGAUGUUUCUAUGAGGGAUACUAAGGGCUAUGUCUCAUCUCACACCUAUGGGAAGCUCCUUACUGUGCCAUGGUACGUCCUGAGCUACCACAGGUUUCAGCAGCACUUGGGGCAUGGCAGAGGGCAGGACUCACCUGUAAGCCCAUGGCCCUUCUCUGCCCUCUGCAGAGUGCUGAAGCAAGGGGACACUUCAACGUAUGCUGUGUGAGCAAUACUGAUACUAGCUUCAAAGGUGGAUGGUUCAACUUUAAACAAACUCAGAGAGACCUCUCUUAACAGCACUUUUUUUUGACUGGCAGCUACAUCACCAACCCUCAGUGUGUUAGUGGAUUAAAAGAAGCAAUCACGCUUUUCCCGUGCAGCACCAUCUUCCAAGUUGAGCCUAACACUCUCCCCAUGUGCCUUCUACCCUUUACAAUCCAGCUCCAAAGUGCUGCAUGAUGCAGCCAAAAACUUCACAUAUUGCUAGAUGGCUCAGGAGGAACUAGUGGCUUCUUCCUGCCCUUUAAAGCUCCUGCCUUUAGAGACAAACCUCUAGUGAUGCUGAUAGAUCUCCAAAGGCCGCAUGCAGCUGGAGCCCUCAGCCACGGUACUGAGACAACAGCUCUGGUUUUGGACGUGCCAUUUGGGAUGCUAUAAAGGUCGUGACUUCCAGAGCACAUCAGGUUUUCAUUGUGCCUUGGGUAUCAGCUCCCUUUUCAUAAUCUUCCAACUUGGUGCGAAAUUUCCCCCUGGGAAAUACCAUGGUAUGCCCUGUUAAAGAGAGACUGUGUAUAUUGUCUGGGCUUGAGUGGGUUUUGCAUUUUUGAGGAAUGAUUUUGCCUCCACAGAGUACCUGUAAAUGCUCUUAAGAGUCACUCUGUCCCAUGCCCUACUGCAUGCCAUUUAUUUUUAGGGCUUGAUUGUGCCUUGCAUGUGUUGCAAAGUCUUCCUUAGUCUAAAUAAAUUCAGCAAGGCCCUUCUUAUGCUUGAAUUUGUUUUUCUUCAAAGGCAAGUUUUGGACUCACUUUUUCUCAUGAAUAGAGGAUAUUUAAAGAAAGCUAUAAUCAUGCCAUUAGCUAUGGACCCUAUUUUGACUACAAAAGUGUUUUAUUUUAUAUAUAUGUCUCCAUAUACAUAUAAGCAUGUAGAUGUACAUGCUAAGCUGUGAUACAGAGGGCAGUUGUACUUUUAAAGCCACGAGGCUUCAAAGAUCAGAGGAAUUGGAGGCUUAAAAUUCACCAUCUUUGUUUAUUUGCAUUACAGAUCAAACACAGCCUUACAUGCCAAUUUGUGUGUGGCACUUUUAAACUUUGUAUGGACAACCUUUGUGUCGUCAGCCCCUUUCAUACUGAAAACUUCUAUCAGACAUUGGAAGUAAAAACUGUGAUGUGAUUUUUAAACGGUGGGAAAUAUGGAAACCGAACACAUCAAAAUGAGACAGGAUGGCAGAGCAUGGCUGUGGCUGUGUAAUAGAAGUGAAAGAAGAAAAGGAAUAAAAGCCUGGAAUGUUCUUAAUGGACAUUGGGGUGCUGUAAAGUUACAACAUUUUGAAUGCUUUGGAAAAAGUUUCUGGUUUUUUAGUGGAAAAGGGACUAUUUUUGAUCUCUUCACCUCUAGAGCCAGACGCUGUAGUUGCACCAGGAGCCAAACUGCAAUUAGCAAGAUGAAAUUUUGGGGUCCCUGGAGCUUAUGGCUAAACUCCAGUCCCUGAAAUGAAGCAGGGAUUUCAAGGUCAAGCCCAGUACCCCCACCCCUUUGAGGCAAACAUGUGAGUGCCUCACUCCUCACUCCAGAGGCAGCAAACAUCCAAGUUGUGGCAGUUCAGGAAAGCUGGCCCUCACCCAAAAUUCAUCUUGACCUGACCUGGACCUCAGACCCAAAGAGCUUUAUGCAAAAAUUGUACACUUGGGGUGGGAAAGAGGAAAUAUUUCUCUGACAGCUCCAUUUCUGUGGCUGUCUGAAACUCUUCUGAGGUUUGAAAUACUGAAUUAAAGCCCCAGGGAGAUGUAGAAGUGAGCAAAAACUGGGAGGCGGUCAAAGGUUAAUGGGGAAUUUAUCAUGGCUUUCCUAUCUGGGCAUCACCUCUGUCUACAGGGGGUAUGUUGAGUGUGCCCAGGACUCCAAAUUACCUAAGCUGAUGAUUAUUUCACAUACAGAGCCCGUUCCAGCUCCUGCCGAUACCAGUGGGAAAAAAAUCCCUGCAAUGUCCAUUGGGAAAUCAAUCGGCUGCAUGGAGUCAUUGCACAGUUUGUACAUUUUUGCUCUGUCUGGCCCAUUGGCAGAGAAAGAUGUGAUGGGAGUUAAUGGCCAGAGAAAGAAGCCAGACCCAUUUCAAUGAGAAAUGCAAACAUUUUGGAAGCAGCUAUCCAAGGAAGGCACAGACACUGCCUCUCUCAAAAUCAUCAAAACAAGGCUGAGCACUUUGUGGACUGGGUGUUUUUGUUGGAUGCAAGAUUUCGUGAAUAUUGGGACAAAGGGAUCCAUCUAGUCCAGAUGAAGUCAUCUAGUAGUCCCUUCUGGCCCUAAAGAAAUAUAGUUGAACUGCUGAGAAAAGGAGAUGCAAAGGCAGGUCUCCUGCUCCCUGCCAUAGCUGCACAUGUGCACCACAGACCUUACAGCAACAUUUGGCACAUGGCAGCCUGGCUCAGGCUGCACACCCAGCUCUGCUUUCCUCCAGAGUGUAAGUAUGUGAUAUCAGCACUUUCCAGCUUGUUACUACAGUAAUGACAUUAUUUAUAUAAACUGGGGCUGUGCAUUGACAUUUACUGUGUCUGCAAGAAAGCCCUUGUGUCAACAGCAGUGCAGCCCUGAGUGUGCAUACUCACCUCCUCUCCACCAUCAGCUGUUUAGAAAAUCUUACUGGACUCACUGCAUUGAGUGUCAUGGACCAACCAUCUACGUGUGAAUUUGCAUGUAAACACAUGUGGUUGAUGGCCUGUUCACUUGGAUAAGCUCCUUACUGGUGUAAGACACUGUCCCAGGCUGCUGAGGAGGGUGGUGGAGACCCCAGGCCUGGAGAUAUUGCAAAGCCGUGUAGCUGAGGUGCUGAGGGACAUGGGUUAGUGGUGGGUUUGGCAGUGUGAGGGUUAUCAUUGGACUCAAUGACCUUAAGGGUCUUUUUCAACCACAACAAUUCUACAAGUCUCUUCAAUUCCCUCUUUUGCCAUAUAUGGGAGGCAGCCAGGACCCUGCCCUGCCCUCGCCCUGGGGUGGACACAGCUCCCCAUGGCACACUCAUUCAACAUGAGGGGUUAUGUCUUGGGUUGUACAGUUUAGCCAAAGUGAGCCUGCUGGUAUGGGAUUCCAAGGAGUGUUAGACCCACAGAGAGACCACUCGUGCCUUUGUGGAUUGAUGGAUGGUAGUUAUAGUGAGUAGCACGGUCACAAAAACUUUGUGAGACGGUUUUCACCUAUAGAUUCCAUCAACAAUUUCAUAGAGGAGGAAGUGAAGCUUAAAAGUGCUGGCAAGGGUUAGAGUGUGUCAUCCAAUGUGCUGGGAUUGCUCUCAAGCCACCUGCCAGGUCAGUUCUGCAUUCUGGAUCAGUCAGAAAAUGCCAAUAAUUAGGAAGCAGUAGGUAUUUCAGACUUUCUCAUGAACUUAUCUUACCACCAAAGCAUUUCUUGGGCCAAGAUUCUCGGCUUUGAAAAGUUUACUACAAAAGUUAAAAAAUACACCCACCAAAAAUGUGAAUCACUGUAGUUGAAAGCAGGAUGUAAUGGCUGAGACAACCAUAUAAGUGCUGGUAUUGCAUUGACUCUGAAGUGACACGUACUUACUGUCUAUGGAGUCUGGAGGAAAGAGGACCCACUGUAUGUUUUCUGUUUAGCCAAGUCAUCUUAGUGUGUGUUGACUGGUUUCAGGUCUCUGAGAGCAAUGGAGCAAUGGAUACAUGGAGCUAUGACCUUUGUUCAUCCUUAUUGUGGCUUGCCUUCCUUCCUUCCUUCCUUCCUUCCUUCCUUCCUUCCUUCCUUCCUCUUUUCCCUUUAGCCAAUCUAUUGUAAUUAGGAUUUAACAUACCCCCAAUAUAUGUGGAAAUCAGCAAAGCAAUGAAUAUUGUUUUUUCCCCCCCAUUUUCGCUCACCAAAUCCAGUCCAAAGUGCUAUUUCUAUCCCAGCUGAUCUAUGCUUUAGUGAGAGCAGUAAUAAAUUAUGCUUUACACCAGCCUUCAAAAUGCCUUUUUCCCUUUGAUCUGAGUAAUUAAAGUCAAGCUGCUGUUCCUGAGUGUUUUCUGAUGGAAUUACACGAGUUACACAGCUCUUCAUUUGUAUGUUAUUAAGCACCAUGUUUUAUUGCUGCUGUUCAAACAAUUAGUACCUAAAUAUGCCCCAUAUUCUCAUAAAGAGGCAGUAGCAGUGUUAAUGUUAAUGCCCUCCUUAACAGUUUGUUUCCAUCCAGAGUCCACCGUCGCGCUCGAAUGCCAUUUAAUAUCAAUCAGAUCCUUACCAAUGCCCUUCUGAAGCUGUUCUGCAAUCGUUUCACCACGCAGCGAAGUGAGGACAAGUCAAACAAUAAAGUUAAGCAAAAAUGUCAUUUCUCUUAACACAGGAAUAUUUUUUUGUUAAGUUCAUUGCAAGUUUUGGUUAUAAAAAGGCCAGUGCUUCACGGUGAUCGCUCAUUUUGACGUUUUUAUGGUGUUUUUAUUACCCCUGGCUCAUUUCCAUCCUAAAGAGAACAUUUGUAACAAUACUUGCUCUCUCUGUUAUGAUUAGGAUUGUGCUUUUGCCGCGCUUUGUUCGGCUGUUGCUGCACUCAGUAAUGCUCUUGGCACACGUCCUCCAAGACCCUGCGGUGUGUUUAUUCAGAAGGAAGGAAAAAGAAGUGUCUACUAAAACAAUAAACUACUACUUCUUGCGUUAACAUGGCCAUAACUUCCUUGUUCUGCAGACAAUCAGUUAGCAAAGCUGUUAGGUAAACUUGCUCCUUCACUGUUGAAAAAAUAAAUAUUCAUGAAGCUUACAGCUGCUUUUUCCUAUGCUUUAUUAUCAGGUUGAAAAUGGUCAAGGAUUUUAAGGGUAAUGAUUUAAUUG
Messenger RNA from Colius striatus (speckled mousebird), 10087 nucleotides. It is a transcript of the gene FGFRL1, whose product is annotated as fibroblast growth factor receptor like 1. The coding region runs from base 501 to 1964 and encodes 487 amino acids. The record is from RefSeq and is a predicted model, not a curated record. Lineage: Eukaryota; Metazoa; Chordata; Aves; Coliiformes; Coliidae. Gene Ontology annotation, cellular component: plasma membrane. Gene Ontology annotation, molecular function: fibroblast growth factor binding; fibroblast growth factor receptor activity. The transcript is spliced from 7 exons.